CCGUAUCGACUUGCAUCCGGACGACGCAAGCUGGAAAGCCAACAAGCCGGUGUCGAGUAUCGAGAUAGGACAACAAGCAAAAGCCCAAAAAUGCCGACAGCAGGCCUUAAAACGAUAAUCGCGCUCUCGUUCGUGCUGGCCGUCGGCUUCCUCUUGGUCAUCCUCUCGUGCGCGCUAUGGCACGCCUACUACCCACUGCUGGUCGUGGCGACCUACGUGCUGGCGCCCGUGCCCAACUGGAUAUGUAGCCACUGCGCGAACCCGGACGACUUUGUCGAGAGCUCGGGCGCGGCGGUGCUUGACCUGGGCCGGUUCUGCACGGGGUUUUUGGUGGUUAUGGGCAUCGCGUUGCCCGUCAUCCUCGCGCACUCGAACCUCAUUUCUAUCCCGGCUAUGAUCAUGUCUGUCAUCGGGGGCCUGUUGAUCUACGGGACGAUCAUCAGCUUUGCUAUGUUCUUCCAAGAAGAGCAGGAGUUUUGAAAGGGGCCGAGUUAAAGGGUCGGUUGAAGAGGGUUCUCUAGGGUAUUAUGGCAUGAUGAUGGGACCGGAUUUGAAGAGCGAGUUCUCCUGGGCGGCAUAUUUCUCUCUAUAUGGGCUGUACAACGCGGCGCUCCAUUUGACACAUCACGGGCGGGUUAGGACAGCCUCUUUGCAGACACUAUUCCUCAAUGGGACCAGGAGGCCAGGGAGGUGUAAAGGCUGAGCGUCAUAUUGCACCUGGUCC
Messenger RNA from Chaetomium strumarium, 724 nucleotides. RefSeq names its product vacuolar protein sorting 55. Gene Ontology annotation, cellular component: endosome; Vps55/Vps68 complex. The transcript has 2 exons. The record is from RefSeq and is a predicted model, not a curated record. NCBI's taxonomy places the organism in Eukaryota, Fungi, Ascomycota, Sordariomycetes, Sordariales, Chaetomiaceae. Gene Ontology annotation, biological process: late endosome to vacuole transport via multivesicular body sorting pathway. Bases 91 to 480 code for a protein of 129 amino acids.